CACAAGUAUGCAUGUGUGUAAAGCAAGCCCUUGCUUCACUUCUGUCUAGUCAGAGUCUGUGUACAGCCAGGCGUUCUACCAUGCCUGUCCCCCCACCCUUCAAUCCCCGCAGACAAAAACACCUACCCCACACACACCACCCCGAAGACAGAGCAGAAGGCUCCGACUUCCCCUCCCUCUUCCCUUUGCCCAGUCUGUCCGUCUCUCUUCUGUCCCCUCUUUUUGUUUCAUCUCUGUCAACUUCAUCCCAUCUCAUCCACUGCGCCUGUCCCAGGACUGCAAAGAGAACCCUUCCGGACUCUGUCCCUUUCCCGAUCUUUCACUGGCUGACUUUGGUCACAUGCUGCCUGCUUCCUUCUCUAAUUGGAGCAGGGGAGACGUGGGGUGUGGUCUCGGCCUGUCCUUUCCACUGCGUGUGUCGAAACCUUUCGGAGUCACUGAGCACGCUCUGUGCCGACAAAGGCCUCCUGUUCGUCCCACCGCAUGUUGACCGGCGGACAGUUGAGCUGCGACUGGCUGAUAACUUUAUAACAGAAGUGGGCGGAAAUGACUUUGUCAACAUGACCGGAUUGGUUGAUCUGACACUGUCAAGGAACACCAUCCACCUUAUUAGACCAAUGGCCUUCGCUGACCUGGAGAGUCUGCGCUCUCUGCAUCUGGAUGGUAAUCGCUUGACAAUACUCGGACCCAGAGACCUUGCAGGUUUGGUCAAUCUGCAGCACCUGAUUGUCAACAACAACCAGCUGAUCAAGGUCUCAGUGCAGGCUUUUGAUGACUUCUUGCUCACACUGGAAGACCUCGACUUAUCUUACAAUAACCUCAGGAGGGUACCAUGGGAGUCCAUUCAGAACAUGGCAAGUCUGCACACACUGAACCUGGACCAUAACCUGAUAGAUCACAUAGCGGAAGGAGUCUUUGGAGAGCUGUAUAAGCUUGCAAGGCUGGAUAUGACCUCCAACAGGCUCCGAACCCUGCCUCCUGAUCCUCUCUUUGCAAGGUCUCAGACAGGUGCAAUAAGUCCUACCCCAUACAAUGCUGUCAUAAGCCUAAAUUUUGGAGGGAACCCACUGCACUGCAAUUGUGAACUGCUAUGGUUAAGGCGCCUCAUCCGUGGAGAUGACAUGGAGACGUGUGCCACUCCUGCUCACCUGGCUGGAAGAUAUUUCUGGUCAAUUCCUGAGGAGGAGUUCACAUGUGAACCACCUCUCAUCACUCGCCACACGCACAAGCUGUGGGUGCUGGAGGGCCAGCGAGCCACGCUAAAGUGCCGUGCCAUUGGUGACCCCGAGCCAGUAGUCCACUGGGUUUCACCAGAUGAUCGCAUCAUCGCAAACUCAUCCCGGACAAGCUCCUUUAGCAACGGGACCUUGGAUAUCUUGGUAACAGUAGCCCGUGACGAUGGGGCAUAUACAUGUAUUGCAAUAAACGCAGCAGGUGAAGCAACUGCCACUGUGGAUCUCAAAAUAAUCCCCCUGCCUCACCGGGGUGGAGUAGGUGGAAACGCUGGGAGCAACAGUGUUAACACCAAGAACAACAGGAAUGUGACCAAUGGAAUUUUACGGACCGAUCCGGGCUCGUCGGAUAUUAGCACGGCCAAAAAUGGAGGGAUUAACAAUGGUGCAGGACGUGGAGGAGAGGGAGAGGAUGGGAAAAGAGUUGGAGGGGAUGACGAAGAGGGUGACGGCGGUAGGGCAUCUGAAGGAGAGAGGACUGAUGGAGGAAACAUGGAGGAAGAAGAGGAGGACGAAGAGGAAGGAAGGAUGAUUGGAGUACAGGGAGUAACAUCGACAUCGGCUCAGGUCCGAUGGGAUUUGGGGCGUUUGUCUGGAGCUUAUGUUGUCUGGAUGUAUCAGAUACAGUACAACUGCACCGCAGAUGAGACGCUCAUUUACAGAAUCUUACCGUCAACCAGUGAUCGAUUCCUGCUGAAGAACCUGGUUUCUGGUGUGGACUACAAUCUGUGCGUGUUGGCCAUUUUUGAUGACACAAUCACAUCUUUAGCUGCGACAAAAGUUCUGGGCUGCACAACCUUCUCCACCAAGGAUGUUUACCCUGCAUGUCGCUCUCUGCAAGCCCACUUUCUGGGCGGGACACUCACCAUACUGGUUGGCGGUGUUGUUGUGGUCACUCUACUUGUGUUUACUGUGGCACUCAUGGUUCGCCACCGUGUUUGCAAUCACGGGGACCAUAUAAUGUGUCACAGCAGCAAUACCGAGGCAGGAGGCGGGGCCUGCUGUCAAGGGAGUGUAGGAGGUGGGGACAAAGGAGGAAACGGUAGCGGAUGCUACCAAUCCAAUGGUUCUGGAGACAUGAUGAUGGUGGUCCUGCCCAAUGGUCUGCCUUCUAAGAGGGGAGGAGGAGGAGGAGAGAAGGACAAUGAAAAGGAAAAAGAGGCCGAUUCAGCCUCUCCUGUGCCUCCAAAACUGCCUCCUAAGCCCAGGCCCAAACCUAAAGUCAACCUGGAGCAGUUUCUUUCAGCUGGAGGCGUGGUUUCCACAACGACAGGGGCAGGAAGUGAGAUGGCACUGGUGGUGAGACAGCGAAAGUUGGACAAGGCACCACCGUACACCUCAGAAAGUGACAGAACGCCCCUCUACUACUCCCCUUCUCCCCCUUCAACCCUUCCCCGUCAGUCGCGUCAGAGGGAGCGCCCAAAGCCCCGGCUGGAGCGAGAGCUGACCAAUCGUGCUAGUUUUUCUCUCGCGGCGCCCCUGAGAGACUCGGAGCUGUUGGACUGGAGAGUCACACCCAGAGGCAGGGACAAAUGGAACUCCUCACAGGCUUAUCAGAGCCCCGUUUCCCCUCUAAGCCCUGCCUGUGGAACAGUUAGCAAACGGAGGCACUCACUCGAUAUGGGCUCCUCGGUCGCGCUAGCGACUGAUGCCGCAGCGAGUGUCGCCAGGCGCUACGGUGCUGUCAGUUAUGCCAAGCGGCUAAGCGUCAUCUGGACGAGGCGGAGCCAGUCGCUGCAUGGAAUGCUGGUGCAGUGCGCUUCGACAGCGAGCACAGCUUCGUCGACCACGAGCGACGAGUGCGAAAACAGCGGCGGGUUCGGGGGUCACUGUGAUUUCCAAAGGGGAUAUAUUCAUGCUUAUAACGCCACCAAUUCCAACUCUAACACUGGGAUUACUCCCGGGAAAGCAAAUAAUGGAAAAGACAGGAGUAGGGAAAAAGCAAAGGAUGGAAAGAGUGCGGAAGAACUGGAGGAAAGCGUGGUAUAGGGGCACGGAUUACAAAAAGUGGAGGGGGAUAAAGGGUUCUGUAUGAGGACAGUUUGAAUGAGAUGCUGAUUUAAGAAGGCCAAAGAGGUGAGGAGGGAUUAAAAAAGCAAAACUGUUUUAGAUGAAAAACUUUUCCAGUUCAGAAGAAGGGAGAAGAGCAAGUGACUCAAGUGUCACUUAUGCAGCUUCUUGAUUUGCCAUGUGAGGUGAGAGGAGAGAGUAUACCAAGAAGUGAGGUCAGGAUUUGUAAGAGGCUCUCCGAGGAACCUCGAAAGUGAUGGCAGAGAAAUGUGACCAAAAAAUAAAUUAAAAGAAAUCUUUAAAAAUUCAAGGUAACGGGGAAAGAAAGUACAAUCAUCACAGUGACAAAGAAAGGAAAAAAAUAUAUAAGUGAGAGGGAAAUGGGAGGAUGUAGAUUAAGGAAAAAAUGAGGGAAAACAUCAGUAAGGAAACAGAACAAAGGUUACAGCAGUGAAGGAGAUGUUGUGAACUGUGUGGAUCACACUAACAACCAUUCAGUUCUCCAGAGUCUCAGCUCCCACACCACCAUGAGGAUUUACACCGGAUCAAGAACACCACCACCACCACUGUUAAUACUGGAGAAAUACUUGUGACAGAUAUACAUCAGUGAAGAGCUCUGGAUGACACAGCCCCACUCUGUUGUUUUGGCUUUCACACAGACGGCCAUUUUGAAGCUCUUUUCUGAAUGUGACUUUUAUGUGUCCUCUGUGUCUGGACAAUGAUUUUGGCUCGCUGUGCCUGCGGAUUAUGGGAGUAUAAAUACAGAGCUGUGUGCAAUGGACAUGAUCAAUCGAUACAGGCUGGAAACAGCGAGGGGAGCGCAGACAUUAAAAGAAAGACACUGGAAUUACAAUGGAGUUGAUAUGGAUUACAAAAUGGAGGAGACGGGAGUGCACAGUGGAACGUGUAAGCGUGUGCAUUUGUAAAAGACGAGAUCGUAUUGGAUGUCAGAUGAUAAUGGACCAAACAGAUGAAUAAUGCUAAUGGAUGCGCAAGUGUGCAUG
This is a messenger RNA of Oreochromis aureus, 4246 nucleotides long. Its product is annotated as leucine-rich repeat and fibronectin type-III domain-containing protein 2. The record is from RefSeq and is a predicted model, not a curated record. NCBI's taxonomy places the organism in Eukaryota, Metazoa, Chordata, Actinopteri, Cichliformes, Cichlidae. The transcript has 7 exons. Bases 12 to 3221 code for a protein of 1069 amino acids. Gene Ontology annotation, molecular function: protein binding.